Messenger RNA from Cyphomyrmex costatus, 2151 nucleotides. Its product is annotated as ABC transporter G family member 23. Gene Ontology annotation, molecular function: ATP binding; ABC-type transporter activity; ATP hydrolysis activity. Gene Ontology annotation, cellular component: membrane. The coding region runs from base 55 to 2151 and encodes 698 amino acids. NCBI's taxonomy places the organism in Eukaryota, Metazoa, Arthropoda, Insecta, Hymenoptera, Formicidae. The transcript is spliced from 15 exons. The record is from RefSeq and is a predicted model, not a curated record.
AUUGUGUAUGCUUGACUUCGGCCACUAAUCAAGCACUCAUCACUAUUUCACGAAAUGGUGCAACAAGAGGCAGUGGUUGUAAGGAACGCCGUAAAGCGUUAUGGGAAAGAGUUGGUGUUUAAUGACCUGAAUAUGACUGUUUCAAGAGGUUCCAUAUACGGAUUGUUGGGAUCUAGUGGAUGUGGCAAGACCACAUUAUUGUCUUGCGUCGUCGGGGUUCGGCAUCUUGAUAGUGGAGAGGUGUGGGUUUUGGGAGGAAAUCCAGGUAGCAAAGGCUCUGGCAUCCCUGGACCUCGAGUAGGUUACAUGCCGCAAGAGAUUUCCUUGGUCGGAGAGUUUUCCGUGAGUGGUGCCUUCUAUUACUUCGGUAGAAUCAAUGGACUCAAUGAUGAAGAGAUCGAGACGAGACAGAAGUUCUUCUCGGAGUUGCUUCAACUACCCUCAGAUGAUCAUCUGGUAAAGAACAUGAGUGGAGGUCAACAAAGAAGGGUUUCCCUUGCAGUAGCGUUGAUCCACAAGCCCGAACUUUUAAUUCUCGACGAACCCACUGUGGGAUUGGAUCCAGUUUUGAGAGAGAAAAUUUGGUCCUACAUGAUCCAGAUUACUCAGGAGGAAAGUAUUACAGUACUGAUCACGACACACUACAUUGAAGAAACUAAAGAUGCUAAUAAAAUUGGUUUGAUGAGAUGUGGUAAAUUGUUAGCGGAAUCAGCACCGCAGGAAUUGCUGGCGCAAUACCAAUGUUCGUUCUUAGAAGAAGCUUUCUUGAAGUUAUGCAGUGUCCAAAAUAAUACAGUCACUUUGAAUGAAGCUCAAGGAUCCAAAGUAGAAGAUACGGGCGGUAACGUCUUGCACCAGGAUCAAAAUCAACAUUGUGAAUCAACAAAAGCAUACUUGAAGUACGAAGCAGUUUCAGAACGUCCAGUUUCGCGAUUGAGAAGGUUUAAAGCACUAUUGACAAAGAAUGGCACUCAAUUCUUGCGUUAUUAUGGAGGACUCAUUUUCGCAGUAGUAUUUCCGAUACUUCAAAUCGGCGUAUUUAUUAUGGCAAUUGGUGAUGAUCCAAAAAAUUUGAAAAUUGGUGUUGUCAACGAAGAAGUCGAAAACUGCAGUUCCGACAACAACUUUGGCAAUGUUUGGAAUGACGAACUCACUUGUCAUUUUGGUAACCUCAGCUGCAGAUUUCUACAUAAUUUUGACAAUUCCAUUGCUACACAGGAGUAUUAUGAAGACAUUCCCAAGGCAAGACUGGCUGUACAAAAUGCGAAGCUCAGUGGUGUAAUCUAUUUUAGUCAAAACUUCUCCGAAGCUUUGCAAAUACGAGUGGAAGAAGCCACUUUCGCAAAAGAUUCCGAUCUACUCGCCAGCCAGAUUCAAGUUUUUCUCGAUAUGGGGGAUAUGCAAAUUGGAUAUUUUAUACAGCAGAAAUUAUUCGAUCGUUUCUUAAAGGUUUAUGAGGAUAUCAUGAGAGACUGCAAAUAUUCGCCAAAAUUGGCCGAUCCACCCAUUCGAUUUGAAGAACCCAUUUACGGUGAGACCGACCUCAAUUAUGCAGAUUACGUAGCACCAACAUACAUGCUAGGACUUAGUUUCUUUUUAGCCGCCACGGUUUCUACUACUUUAAUAAUUACAGAUAGGAUGGAGGGCGUCUGGAAUCGAAGCGUAGUACAAGGGGUCAGAACAGAAGAAAUUCUACUGUCUCACAUUCUUAUUCAGAGCAUCGUCAUCAUCAUCCAUACUGCUAUGAUAAUGCUUAUAGUAUUUCCUAUAUGGGGCCUAGAAUGUAAAGGACCGAUAUUUAAUGUAAUGGUCCUUAUAUUCCUUAAUGGUUUUAGCGGACUAAUGUAUGGUUUCGUCCUUUCUGUUAUGUUCAAAAAUCAUACUGCAGCGCAUUACGGUGCGGCCGGAAGUUUUUUCGCGUUAGUAUUGCUCAACGGAUGUAUGUGGCCAGUACAGGGAAUGCCAAAAGUGCUUCGUUGGUUUAGCUAUUUAGUGCCAACAAACUUGUCCUCUGUAUCAUUGAGAGGAAUCAUCUACAAAGGAUAUUCCAUAUCUGAGCCAGAAGUUUAUAUUGGCUUCUUAAUAACUGUAGGGUGGAUAUUAUUAUUUCUUAUCAUAACUAUAUUCCGUGGAAGGUCGAAGUCUUCGUAA